AUGAGUUUGACUGACCUUGGCAUCUACAUGGCCUAUGCCAAGCGUUUCCAACCACUCGAAGUGAUCUUUUCCAAACAAUUGGCCUCAGCAGUUGCAAUUAUCCCUAUCACUCUCAAUUCAGAAGUGUUCACCGAGCCUGUAUGGAUAGUACACUCUUUUGACUGUAGUGGCAUUGAACAAUGUAGCGACGACUGGCUCGAGGAUAUGGAUCAAGACGACUAA
Messenger RNA from Serpula lacrymans var. lacrymans S7.9, 222 nucleotides. RefSeq lists its product as uncharacterized. The record is from RefSeq and is a predicted model, not a curated record. Bases 1 to 222 code for a protein of 73 amino acids. The transcript is spliced from 2 exons. NCBI's taxonomy places the organism in Eukaryota, Fungi, Basidiomycota, Agaricomycetes, Boletales, Serpulaceae.